This is a messenger RNA of Phaedon cochleariae (mustard beetle), 1251 nucleotides long. Lineage: Eukaryota; Metazoa; Arthropoda; Insecta; Coleoptera; Chrysomelidae. The record is from the annotation of a GenBank genome assembly.
GUCAUAGCAGCUGGCUACGUACUCCAUAGUUUGUUGUGGUGACAACAUAACGUGGCAAGCGCGACUCAUGUCAUUUGAUUUGACUUAUUGAAUAUUUGUUAUUAUAUACCGGUUUAUCAUCGUGGAAUGUGAGAAAUAGCAAUCAAGAUGCCAAGUUACCUGAUUGGAGGCAUUGAAGGGGGUGCCACCCACUCUCAUGCCAUCAUAAUGAAUUCAGAGGGAAUCAUUGUUGGAGAUGCGAAGGGUGCAGGAACAAAUCAUCAACUAUUGGGAAUGGAACGAUGUUGGGAAAGGAUAGCUGACCUCAUUAACCAGUCUAAAAGCAAAGCUGGGAUACCUCUCACUACACCAUUACAUGGUUUGGGUCUGAGUUUGAGCGGGUGCGAACAAGAAAAAAGUAACCAAGAGCUAGCCAGAGGCCUUCAGCAGAGAUACCCAAACCUCUCUGAGAAGGUCAUCGUGGCCAGUGACACCGAGGGCUCAGUGGCUGCCACUUCCAACAAGGGGGGAGUCACGUGCAUAGCCGGUACCGGGUCGAACACCCUGUUGAUUAACCCCGACGGCACCAAGGUGCAGUGCGGAGGUUGGGGGAACCUACUAGGGGAUGAAGGGAGUGCUUGGAAAAUAUCCCACAGAGCCGUGAAGUACUGCUUCGAUGACCUGGACAACUUCGAGAAACCCCCAUAUCCCUCCGAGCGAGUAUGGGCCCUAGUCAAGUCCCAUUUCCACAUCUCUACCCAGGCAGACAUCCUCGCCUCCUUCUAUCAAAACUUCGACAAAGCCCACAUAGCGCACUUAGCCAAAGGUUUGUCCGAACUAGCCAAAGAAGGAGACGCCUUAGCCAAAGAGAUUUUCAGAGAAGCAGGCUCUGACUUGGCCAGAGGCAUUUCAGCUGUGGCCUCUAAGGCUGCCAACGAGUUGAUCCAGCAGGAAGGAGGACUUCAUGUUCUGUGCGUGGGUUCGGUUUGGCUGAGCUGGGAGCUUCUGAGGCCAGGGUUCAUCAGUUGGCUCAGGGAUAACACGGAUAUCCAGCAGCUGUCUCUCAUGAGACUGGAAACUGAAAUGGGGGUGGGAGCUACUUAUUUGGCUUCGGAUAGGUUGGGUUUGCCCUUGGAGAGAGACUAUUCCAAGAAUUAUAGGGUAUUCUUCAAGUAUCAGAGAGGAGCCUGUAGUGCCAAUGGAACAUCCUGAUGAGGGUGUUAAUUGCUAUAUUUUUUGUGUAAUUGCACAGAAAUGUCUUAUGAGGAAAAC